CCUCUGAGAACGCAAUUGAUUGGGUAAACAUGAGAGUGAAUUUAUAGGGAGAGUUCAGGGAAUUUCGCUCAGUCUCUGGAUUUUCUUGAUGACAAGGAUUCUAAGUUCACCUGUAUAGCAUGCUGACAAGUUUGCAGAUAGUGGAACUGAAUGUAUUAAAGGCAUCUAAGAACUAUGGGAGGGGGGAGCUGAGCCAAGAGUAGAACUGCACCCACCUAUGCAGCUCCACUCAGUUGCCAUGUUAUGGAUUAUUUCUCAAGUUCUUGGAAACAGUAAAGCCUUCUGGAGGCUCACUGCGGUGCUGGUGCAGCUUGUGCCAGUUCGUCCGGUAGAUGGGGCUCUGGCAGGGAGGCUGGUCCCAGCAGGCUUUGCGGGGUUACUCAGAACUUGCCUGUGACGUGUCACGCUGUCGUCCUUGACGUCGUCGUCAGCGGCGGCGGCCCAGUUGAGGUUGGCGUGGCGAGGGGAGACUUGCUUUACACUCUGUAGUGGAAGUGGGGUUGUGAGGAACGAGAAAGACCGAGGAGAAGGCUGGGACUGGGCUGGGACUGAAGCAGGACUGAGCCGGGAGGUGAGGAGCGGCCGGUGGCGGCCGCCGCCUUUAGCAGCUGCAGCGGCAGGGUUGGCGUCUCCUCUGAGGAGAUCGGUUGUCUAGGCCGCGCCAUGGCCGUGGACUUUGGGGACCAAGCCAGCGGGUUCCGCCACAACGAGGUGAUCAGGUUCAUCAACAAUGAGGUCCUUAUGAAUGGGGGCGGCCCCGAUUUCUAUGUGGCCUUCCGCUCAAAGCCCUGGAGUGAGGUAGAGGAUCGGCUUCGGGUCAUCGUGGCUGACCCGCAGGUGCCGCACUCCAUCAAGAGGGCCUGUGCCUGGAGUGCGCUGGCUUUGAGCGUGCGUUUGGGCGCAAGGCAGCGGGAGCAGCAGGUGAGCCAGAUCCGGCGGCUUCAAGAGCAGUUAGAGGAGCGCGAGGUGGCUUCCUGGGCUCUGGCCUCCGAGCUACAGCGCCUGCGUGACGAGCGGGAGGAGGUAGUCACGCAGCUGCGGUUCACACAGGCCGCCCUGCAGCAGGCGCUGAAUGAGUAUGACGUGCUUCGUGGGCAACUGCUCCAGGUGGAGAGAUUGGCCCAGGUCGCCCCACAAACCCAAGAUAUGGCGCCUUGUCCUCGAGCCGAGCAACUUGGGGCUGCAGCGUGGCCCCUGAACGCAGAGCAGCAGAGAGAUGAGGUGGCCAUGGGGGUGUAUGGCAGGCUAUAUUUUGAGGCCCAGAUGCCAGCCCCGGCAGCUGUGUUUUAUGGGCCAGGACCCCUGAGUCCUUGGGCCCAGGCCAUGCAAUCCCCCCUGCUGAUGCCGAUGCCAUACCCAUUUCCAUUCCACGCACCAUUCCCAAUGGGAUUCCCAUUCUUGGCACCUAUGCCACCACCAGCAGUCAUGGAAGCAGAAGCUGCAGAUGUCCCACCUCAGAUGCCUCCUCCAGCGAUCUACCCACCUGGCCCGGGGGCUGCUGUGAGCUUCCAGGAGGAGACAGCCACACUGGGAAACCAGCAGAGCUGCAGCCAGGGGGAAGAUUCUGCGACCCUCCAGGGUACAGUCCCCUUAGGGGAUAUCAGCGGCCUUAGCCAGAAAGAAUGUCUAGCGAGGCCCCAGGGCAUGGUCCCCCUUGGGGGUAGUUGGAACCACAGCCAGGAUGGAGGUCUAGAGGGGUCACAGGGAAUGGUCCCACUUGGGGGUAGUUGGAGCCUCAGCCAAGAUGGAGGUCUAGAUGGGUCACAGGGGAUGGUCCCUCUUGGGGGCAGUUGGAACAAUAGCCAGGAUGGAGGUCCAGAGAGGCCCCAGGGGAUGGUCCUUUUGGGGGCCAGUGGGAGCUCCGGCCAGGAAGAAGUUCCCCAAAGACCCCAGGGGACUGUUCCCCUGGGGGGCAGCAGAAGCCAGAGCCAGGAGGGAGAUCUAGGGAGGCCCCAGGAGACUGUCCCCCUGGGGGACAGUAGAAGUCACAAGCAGGAAGAUCCAGAGAGGUCUCAGAGGACUGUCCCCCUGGAGGUCAGCAGAAGCCAGAGCCAGGAAGAAAGUCCACACAGGCUCCAGGGGACAAGGGGCAGCAGAAGCCAGAGCCAGGAAAGAGGUCCGCAAAGGUCCCAGGGGCUGCCUCCCUCUGGGGGAAGCAGAAGCCAGAGCCAGGAAGGAGGUCCACAGAGGCCCCAGGGGAUGGAGGGCAGCAGAGGCCAGAGCCAGGAAGGAAGUCCACAGAGGCCCCAGGGGAUGGAGGGCAGCAGAGGCCAGAGCCAGGAAGGAAGUCCACAGAGGCCCCAGGGGAUGGAGGGCAGCAGAGGCCAGAGCCAGGAAAGAGGUCCACAGAGGCCCCAGGGGAUGGAGGGCAGCAGAGGCCAGAGCCAGGAAGGAGGUCCAUGGAGACCCCAGGGGAUGCCUCCCAUGGGGUCCAACAGGAGACAGGGCCACGAAGGAGGUCCAGAGAGGCCCCAGGCAACCGCCCAGGUGGAUAGCUGGAGUCAUGUUGGAAGAGAAAACCCAAAGAAACAACAGCCUCAGGGGCAGAAGACCAAGCAGCUAAAAGGGAAAAGGGCCUCAGAAUCAUACCACCAGGAGCAAUCUGCUUCAGGCUGCAGUUCAGUGCAUUGGGACUGCCCAUGGUGUAAAGCAAUGAAUUUUCCCUGGCGCAAGGUCUGCUAUAAAUGCAAGAGAGUCUGCAUGGCCAUUGAGAGUGGAGGCCCUGACCCAGGACAAAGUGACUAAUUUCAGGAAGGUGCUGGAUUCUGGAUGGCCAAUACUCAUUGGCUGACUCCCUGGAGAAGCUGAAGUCAAGACUUUUUUUCUUCUUUUCACUCCUUUCUGUUUUAUUCCUUUGUUUUCCUGAAAAAGCCAUAUCUUUGGCUGGGAGCAGCCAUGUGUUUUUAGUUAUAAGCUAUACUGAAUUUUAGGAGUACUGUUUUCCUUGAAAAUGCUAUUGUGCCUUUGUAUACUACUGCAGUGUUCAUGUUUGCUUCUUGUUUUUAAGUUUCAUAGGUGAGCAUAGUCUUUAUUUUUUUUUUUUCUCUGAGCCCCAUGGAAUUUGCUUGUUGCUGAAGAAUCUGAAUCUAUCCCAUUAGAGGAUCUCCCAAGAGCCUAAAGAAACCACACCUUGUUUCUGACUGACUUGCACCACAGGGAGACUCCACCCCACCCCCCACUCCCCACCCCCACUCCCCACCCCCUGCCACUGGCUGGAGCCAAGAAGAGAGACAUCAGGGAAGAAGAGAUGCCUUGGCACUUGGGGGGGAAGGAGGGCAAAAUAAAUUUGUUAAGAUUUAAUUUCUCCAUUGGGACAAGGAAUUAAUUCAUGAGAGUUGGGGUUGCAGCGUUAAAUUGUAUAGAUGAUAGCAAAUUUGACAAAUUUCAUCUUAUUCAUUAGUAUAUGUUAGGAGCUCGACUUACACAUUAAUAUCUGGUGCACACAUUAUAAUCUGAUUUGGCAAGUUUGGUUAGAUAACAGGACAGCCUAGUUUGGGAUACACAUUAUAUCAGGAGUAACUUAUUUGCCUUGCAUGUACUGUGGCGUUUGGGUAUACCCAAUUAAAAUAACAUCCAGAUGUUUCUGCAGUUCCGGGGACAGUUUCAAAGAGACUUCCGUGAAGGGACUUUAUUGCCCAACUGCUCAUCUCAUUGGUCCCAGGUGAGACAAAUGAGCAGUGGCAAAGAUCGGGAAAGCGGCCUCUCAAAAUUGUAGGCAGCACUUU
This is a messenger RNA of Sus scrofa (pig), 3725 nucleotides long. RefSeq lists its product as uncharacterized. Gene Ontology annotation, molecular function: mRNA binding. The record is from RefSeq and is a predicted model, not a curated record. NCBI's taxonomy places the organism in Eukaryota, Metazoa, Chordata, Mammalia, Artiodactyla, Suidae.